Messenger RNA from Paramuricea clavata, 477 nucleotides. The record is from the annotation of a GenBank genome assembly. Lineage: Eukaryota; Metazoa; Cnidaria; Anthozoa; Malacalcyonacea; Plexauridae.
AUGUUGGCUUUCCUGGGCGGUGAACUGUCGAAUGCUGCUACUUACUUUUCUACAUUUGCAAAUGUUAGUACACACAGUAUCAGUGGUCUAGAUGGCUCUUGUGGUUCAUCUGGAAAAGAAAAGUGGGAACCCUGGACGUAUGAGGAUAGGGUGUCAGUUGCUAAGAAGGUUGAGCAGUUUAAAACUUCCCUGACUAAAAAACAAUUGUCUGCUUCCACUUUAAGGUCUAAGGUGACUUCUUUUAUAGCCAAAAAUAACAGUCGUCAAGAGUUUAAGCCAGUCAUUGGCAGGCUUAUUGAUCAGGCAAAUGUUGGCCCACUCCAUGUCAAAAACAAUGCCUGUGCCCACACUCACCGACUGUUGUUGCAUAAAGUCAUUGCUAUGUCAAGACUUGGAGAUGCAACCAAAACCUUUUGCUUGUUCCAACAAACUCGCCAUUCAAGAGGUAUAUCCUCACUCUGUACAACUGUCAUUUGA